Messenger RNA from Adineta ricciae, 2217 nucleotides. The record is from the annotation of a GenBank genome assembly. Lineage: Eukaryota; Metazoa; Rotifera; Eurotatoria; Adinetida; Adinetidae.
AUGGACUAUCGAACAGUAAAGAAUGAAGAGAAUGAUGGUUCUGAUGAAAAUGAACAAGUAUUAUCUCCAUUUAUACACUUCGAAACGCAUGAGGAUGAAAAUAACAAUGAGAAACAAUCCAAGUGGAGUCAUCAGCAAGAUCUCGAUGAUUUCUUCGUUCAAAUUUAUCAAUAUCAUCAAAAACAUGGAUUCUUUUGUAUAGCUAUUUCCGAAAUCUUUGGUCUUAUACAAUUUGUAUUUAUUGUUUCAUUUACAAUUCUACUUGUACAAUGUGUCGACUAUCAGCUUUUAUUUCGUUCCAGUCCAGCAGCCCGAAAUAUAACGGAUAAAAUACAAAUCCAUCAAGUCAUUCAAUCGCCUAAACAAUGCCUUCAUAAUAUGUACCGAAUAACAAUUUGGUGUUUGAUACUUUCAAUAAUCUACUGGAUAUAUCGUUUUGCUCGUGCGGUGCACCAUCUUGUAUCGUAUUUUAAUAUACGAUCGUUCUAUACUCAGGCCUUAGAUAUCAAACCGCAUGACUUACCAAACAUGACCUGGCACGAAGUUCAACAACGAUUACUGAUCGCUCAACGAACACAUCAUUUAUGUAUACACAAAUCAAACUUAACAGAAUUAGAUAUACAUAAUCGAUUGUUACGCUUUAAAAAUUAUGAAGUCGCUUUAGUAAACAAAGGUGUUCUACCAUUGAGAGUAUAUCUGCCAUUUCUUGGCGAUAUAAUUUCAUUUACAGCUGGAUUCAAAUUCAAUCUACGUUUGAUUCUUUUUUGGGGACCAUACGCACCUUUUGAUCAACGAUGGCAUCUGCGACAGGAGUAUAAAAUUCAGAGUCAACGUGAAGCUCUGGCAAAUCAGCUAUCACGUUUUAUCUUGCUCUAUGGUAUUGCUAAUCUCCUGCUGUCUCCCUUUAUAUUCAUCUGGCAAGUUCUUAAUUUAUUCUAUGGUUACACUGAAAUUGUUCGACGUGAGCCAGGUGUAUUGGGUAGUCGUCGUUGGAGUAACUAUGGUCGAUUGUAUUUACGACAUUUCAAUGAACUUGACCAUUCGUUGAAUCAACGAUUAAAUCGCGGUUAUCGACCAGCGAUGAGUUACAUGACAUCUUUUGUGAAUUACAGUAUUGUUGAAACUGCAAAAUUUGUGAGUUUCACAGCCGGUGCAAUUCUUGCUGUUUUAAUUGUAUUAACAAUUGUUGACGAAGACGUACUUAACGUUGAACACAUGUUAACAUUGAUGACUGGCCUAGGAGUUCUACUUGGUGUCUGUCGAUCUCUAAUACCUGACGAAAAUGCCGUUUUCGAUCCUGAACAAAUGUUGCAACUUAUUCUUGCACAUACUCAUUACCAACCUGAUUCAUGGAAAGAUCAUGCACACACUGACUAUGUACAAGCGGAAUUUGGAAAAAUAUUUCAAUUGAAAUAUGUGUACUUUCUCGAAGAACUAUUCAGUCCAUUUGUGACACCAAUCCUUCUGUGUUUCCAUUUACGUCGAAAGUCAUUACAGAUCAUUGAUUUUCUUCGAAACUAUACAGUCGAUGUACAAGGUGUUGGGGAUGUCUGUAGUUUUGCACAAUUGGAUGUUGCUAAACACGGUGACUUAAAAUGGUUUGCACCGGUACGAGCAAAACAGGAUAAUGAUGCCGGAAUAACAAAUGAUGGUAAAUUAGAACUAUCAUUAAUGCACUUUCACCAUACAAAUCCCAAGUGGCAAAUGCCAAAACAAUGCGAGACUUAUUUGGAAAAAAUACAAGAACGAGCCGUGGAAAACAUGCAAACCUCAUCCGUUCUACAACAAUCACUUGGACAAGUUCAACGCAGUUUGUACAAUGAUGCACAAUCAACUUCAUCAAUAGCAUCUAAAUCACGGAAUGAUCCAAAUACAUAUUCUCAUUUUGCUUCGCCAAAUCAUACAACUAUUCAAAUGUCCAGUCAAUAUCCAUCUACUUCCAUGGCUCAAACGAGUGCAUCUCAAGCUGAUCUACCAUAUAGAAGUCCUGCGCCAUUCGGUGUUCUUUCAAAAAUUCAUUCACAAAUGUUUGAUUCAUCAAAUUCAACUUAUCUCUCCGGUUCCAUGGCACCCUUGCAAACAUUUUCAAGUGCUGCUCAAUUAGAUAUGAAUAUCUCUUGUUUAUUUAUGCACGAAUUGCGACAUAAAUAUAAACAUGGUGAAUAUGAAGAACUUGAACAUAUUAACGAAGAUCAUGAUGAUGAUACAAAAUGUUGA